This is a messenger RNA of Ixodes scapularis (black-legged tick), 966 nucleotides long. RefSeq lists its product as uncharacterized. Bases 1 to 966 code for a protein of 321 amino acids. The transcript is spliced from 2 exons. The record is from RefSeq and is a predicted model, not a curated record. Lineage: Eukaryota; Metazoa; Arthropoda; Arachnida; Ixodida; Ixodidae.
AUGAGCGUAGAAAACGACACGUCCGUCACCAGGAACGGAGCUCUCGCCGAUGCGACUGAAGACGUCGUGGUGACACUAGAUGACAUCGAGCGUCUCGCGGGCGCCAAUCGACGCCCGGGCUUCUUGGACUACUACGACGGUGACGACCUCUCUCUGAUACAACCAGGAAUCUCUAAGGACGCAGUCACCUCCCUUCAAAACGACCUCGAUACCUGUUACAGGUGGUCCGUAACACACAGCCUCCCACUAAACCCUACAAAAUGCCUUAGCAUGACAGUCAGCCUGUCCUUGGCUCAGCCCUCACACUCCCCACCCCUUGCAAUAGGUGGCACCGAACUCUCUCGUGUCACUCACACAAAACUGCUCGGAGUCGCAUUCGAUGAGCGCCUCGAUUUUAGUCGCCACAUCCAGGGAACUGCUUCACGUGCGAGGCGGACACUGGGUUUCGUCACCCAAAUUACGCGCGGCAUGCCAGCCGCACCACUCAGGCACCUAUACACGUCGCUGGUACUCCCGCAGCUGGAAUUCUGUUCUGCUAUCUGGGACCCCCCCUCAACAAAGCAUAAGAAAUCUCUCGAGUCCAUACAGCGGAGGGCAGCCCUUACGCUGUACGGACGAGAUUCCCCCUCGUCGCACCACACUGUCGCCAGAGAUAUUUCCACUACCAGACUCCUGCAGUACGCCCAGUGGCGGACUCUGCAACACCGCAGAGACGUAGCCUCGAUCAGGCUCUUCUGCCUAAUGAUGGGUGCUGGCCACCCUGACGUGCCUUCCCCACCUCGCCUCAACAAGCGAACUGGCCGACUACAACCUCCACUGUCGCGAACUUUGCGCCACAAGACAUCGUGCCUAAUGCGUGCUGCAGAAAUUUGGAGGUCACUCCCACACCACCUCACGGAGUCAAUCCCCUGCAACCGAGACGACAUCCGCGAGUUGUGUAGAACAGUUACUCGGACAAUAGCAUAA